Puntigrus tetrazona (Sumatra barb) is the source of this 9712-nucleotide messenger RNA. RefSeq names its product adhesion G protein-coupled receptor G2a (gene adgrg2a). The record is from RefSeq and is a predicted model, not a curated record. Gene Ontology annotation, molecular function: G protein-coupled receptor activity. Gene Ontology annotation, biological process: cell surface receptor signaling pathway; adenylate cyclase-activating G protein-coupled receptor signaling pathway. Gene Ontology annotation, cellular component: membrane. Lineage: Eukaryota; Metazoa; Chordata; Actinopteri; Cypriniformes; Cyprinidae.
ACUUUUUCCUGUUUUGAAACCGCGUUGCUUUCUUAUUUUUCGUUACCUGACAGAAACGCAAGCGCGCGUCGACGGACCCCAGGAUUUUACCUCACGUGGAGACGUCCGGAUGGAGUCAAGAGCGGCGAAAGAGCCGCGAGUUUAGGAUGUCUUCAGGCGCAUCCCGCGCGACGACACCAGGAUGCUUUACAAGCACAGCAAGCACCUGAGUGGACGAUACAAGAAGUCCGCACAACACUUUGUCUGGCUCUUCUGUCUUUGGGUUCACCUCUGGCCUCAAGUGGAUGGCUUAUUUAUGUCUGAUGCUAAGGCUGUCCUGCAAGGGUGUGAUGACCACUGGACCUUACAGGAGAAAGAGCGUAUGUCUGUGCUCUAUCAAACCACAGUGUGCGUGGACAUAAGGGUUCUUUCCCCAGGCGAGUGGACAGCAUUUAGCUAUGUCUCGGCCCCUGCACCCCGCUAUGAACUCGCCCUGCAGGGGGACUCAAACAACCUGUACGCCUGGAUGUUGGGUGUCCGCCACCAGUUCCCAGUUCAGCUGACCGCUCAUCGCUGGUACCACAUAUGUCUACGGUGGGACGCCCCUCGCAAAAGCUUCAGUCUGACGAUAGGUAACAACUCAGAAGUAUACCAGAGGACCGCCAUUGCCCGAGCAAUCCCUCCUUCUGGACGUCUUCUACUGGGUUGCCAACCAAAUGAAGCCUCUCCUGGGGCGAAACUGGCCACCGUGGAGCUCUACCUGUUCCGCAUAUGGGAUGAUGUUGGAGAGCACAGUGCCUGCGAGAACGGGACGGUGAUUGGCUGGGACUCACAACUUUGGGCCGUCACACGAGCCCAGGCUAGAGUCCAAGAUUACACAUUGCAAUGUGGUCUAGGGCAUCUGCGUAUGAAACGCGAUGUAAAAGAAACUUCAGAAGCCCCAUCGACAUCCCAAGAUUCAGCCAGCACCCGAGAGUUUGCCUCGACUUCUAGUCCACUCCAAUUGAUGUUGACUUCAAUAAUUACUGGUUUACAGAAAUCCACCACCCAAGGACAGAACCUUCAGUCUUCGAAUCAGGUCUUAAAUACAGUCUCUGCUUCAACCACACAAGCCAGAACCACAUCGAAUCCUGCAGGACUCACUACAACAACUUCUAAACCUUUAGUGACUCUCAGCGCAUCAACACAAAAUCCCACCACAUCAAACACUAUUACACUCGCUAUUCAGGCUGGUUCAUCUGUCAAUAACACAACUACUGUGUCAAAUACUAGGGAAUUCAACACGUCAGCUGCAACUCCAGCCUCACCUAUGUCUUACAUAACCACACAAACUACACAGAGCACGUCGACAUCUGCCCAGACACUUUCAAGCAUUCACACUAGCCGUCCGGUCAGUACUUCCCAAACAACAGUCAAUCAAACGACAGUAAACUCUUCCGCUGCACCAACUGCGACUCAAGUAACCAAUCAGACAGCAGUUCUACGAACAACGACGUCCAAUGUAUUAUUCACAGAGCCAUUCGCAGUACAGUGUAACUUUUCCCAGUCCUGCUCUAAUGAAUCAUCAUACUACUGGAUGGUUGUGGAAGUGAAAGGCUCUAAUAUGACGGAGGGAGACGUUCAAAUUUGGUUUUCAGAUCUUUUUCAUAAAAGCACCUGCUCUGCUGGAGUUUUAACAACAGAAAUCAAUACUACAACUUGUCAGACUGACAUAGUCUUUGUGACUGCUGAGGUUAGAUGUGAAGCCAAGCAGAACAUCCAGAAGACGAACUGCACUGUGCUGCUACAGCUGAGCCAACCUGUGAAUACGUGCAUCCUCAGGAGGCUGGUGCAAAACGGGACCAUAAACCCAUCGAUGCAGAUCCAGCUUCUAGGAGAUAUAGAAACAGUGGGCAAAGGACUAUGCCCAGAGCUCAAUAUUACACCCCCUGGAGGCGGUUUUGUGCACUGCACAUCUUUAAUGUCUUAUGAUGACGUCUGCAAGACAGAGGGACCUGUCAAUGUCACAUGUUCUUAUGAAGAGAAUGGUUUCAUUCCUAAAGACUUGGUUGCAAAUCAGUCCUGCAACGUUGAGAACCAACAAUAUUGUGAGUGUUACGUGUCUACCAACAACGAGACAUAUUAUGCAGUACGUCUAAAUAUUACAAGUCCAGAUGUGAAUUUUACCUACGUUCAAAACAUGGUUGUACAGUUGAGCAAUCCUUGCAACGAAGAUGGAACGCAAGGGUCUCUGUGCAAUUCUUUUGUUACUGAAGUAUACCAGUUGUACCAGGGAAUGCACUUGGAAUGUUUUGGUGAAGGAACGAGACUCUACACAUGUAUGUUAACUCUGCAGCUGUCAAAACAGCUGGAUGUGUGUACUGUUAGUACUGCUAUUGGCAUUCUUUGGAAGGACAGUACCAACAUUAGUUUUGAUGGACCCCUCAGUCGAAUUGCCAUAUGUCGUUUGCCCACUGAUUCAGAAACCAUUCCUUUAAACUCAACAUUCACUUGGAUGUCUGUAAAUGUCAGUUCCAGCCACAUUGAUGACAUCAAAGAAAAUCUGAAAUGUGCACAGGGUCAGACGUUCGCUAUUAUUUUAAAUGAGAGCUGUGAAGUCUCACCUCCUGAGUCCUACACAACUCAAGGUGUCCCUUCUAGAACAAGUUCUGAGAGCAGUGCUACAUUCCGAAAAAUCACUUCUCCAUCAGUACCUACAGAUUGGUCACUGACCAACCAAACCAACACUUCAGUCACACCAUCAGUCACAAACACUUCUAGUACACCACUCAAAACAGCAAGUUUAAUAUUCAACACAUCCAUCAACAGUACAGGCAAUCAAACAAACACCUUGUCAAAUUAUACAGCAAGUCUGCCACUCAAUUCAACACUUGUUACAGAACCACAAGCAAGUACACCACGCUAUAUAACAACCUCGCUGGUCAGUACAACACAUAAAACAUGGAGUGUAACACCUCAACUGAGCAAUACAGCAGUUACAACACACUAUACAACAACCUCACCUAUCAGUACAACAGGUACAUCAAACAAUAUACCAGCAUCAUUGUUUAGUACAACAAAUAUGACACACAAUAUAACAACCCAACCAAUCGGUACAAUGGGUGCAACACACAAUAUAACAACUUCACCUGUUAAUACAACAGUUACAUCAGUCAAUAUACCAGCAUCAUCGGUCAGCACAACAAAUACGACAGACAAUAUAACAACCCAACCAAUCAGCACAAUGGGUGCAACACACAAUAUUACAACUUCACCUGUUAAUACAACAAGUACAUCAAACAAUAUACCAGCGUCAUUGUUCAGUACAACAAAUAUGACAGACAAUAUAACAACCCAACCAAUCGGUACAAUGAGUGCAACACACAAUAUAACAACUUCACCUGUUAAUACAACAGAAACAUCAAACAAUAUACCAGCAUCAUCGGUCAGUACAAUAAAUAUUACACACAAUAUAACAACCCAACCAAUCAGCACAAUGGGUGCAACACACAAUAUAACAACUUCACCUGUUAAUACAACAGAAACAUCAAACAAUAUACCAGCAUCAUCAGUCAGUACAAUAAAUAUGACACACAAUAUAACAACCCAACCAGUCAGCACAACAGCUACACCAUAUAGUAAAAUAACCUCAUCAGUCAGUACAACAAAUGCGACAAACUAUAUAACAACCCCAACAUUCCACGCAAGUCCAACAUAUAAUGUCACAACUCCAACAGCCAGGUCAACAAAUACGCAACAAAAUAUAACCCUAGAAGUUGGUGCAACAAGUACACCAUACAAUAAAACAACCUCACAAGUCAAAACAACACUCAAUAAAACAACCUCAGUUGUCAGUACAACACUCAGUGAAACAACCUCACUAGUCAGUACAAAAGAUACAACACACAAUAUAACACCCGUCAGCACAACAGCUGCUUCAAACAUUAUAACAUCCUCACCUGUCAGUACGAGAGCUACAACACUCAAUAUUACAACUUCACCUGUCCCUACAACAGGUAUGCCACACAAUUUAGCAACCAUACCAAUUAGUACAACAAGUACAUCAAACAAUAUAACAUCACAGGUCAGUACAGCAAAUAUGACAUCCAAUAUAAUAACCCCACCAGUCAGCACAACAGGUACACCAUAUAAAACAACAACCACAAAGGUCAGUACAACAAAUACAAUACACAAUAUAACAACCUCACCUGUCAGCACAACAGGUACAAUAAACAAUAUAACAUCACCAGUCAGUACAGCAACCUCAACAGUCAACAAUACAGAUACAACACUCAAUUUAACAACCUCACUGAUACAUACAACAGAUACAACACUUAAUGAAGCAAGCCCACUGGUCAGUAAAGCAGGUACACUACACGAUACAACAACCACAGUUGUCAGUGUAACAGAUGCAACACACAAUGUAACAGCCUCACAAGUAAAUACAACAGAAGCCACAUUAGACAUUACUCCAACAGUCAGUACAAGUGAUACACCAUUUAAUAUAACAACCUCACCAGUCAGCACAACACAUGCAACACUCAGCGAAGUAAGCCCACUGGACAGUAAAGCAGGUACACCACAAAAUACAACAACCACAGUGGUCAGCAUAACAGAUGCAACACACAAUGUAACAGCCUCACCAGUCAAUACAACAGAAGCCACAUUAGACAUUACUCCAACAGUCAGUACAAGAGAUACACCGUUCAAUAUAACAACCUCACCAGUCAGCACAAAAGAUACAACACUUAGCCAAGCAAGUCCACUGGACAGUAAAGUAGGUACACCACACAAUACAACAACCACAGUGGUCAACAUUACAGAUGCAGCACACAAUGUAACAGCCUCACCAGUCAAUACAACAGAAGCCACAUUAGACAUUACUCCACCAGUCAGUACAAGUGAUACACCAUUUAAUAUAUCAACCUCACCAGUCAGCACAACACAUGCAACACUCAGCGAAGCAAGCCCACUGGUCAGUAAAGCAGGUACACCACAAAAUACAACAACCAGAGUGGUCAGCACAACAGAUACAACACUCAAUGGCACAACAAAAACGACACCUAAAAUAACAACUGCACCACUUAACACAACAGGCGCACCCAGUAUAAUAACUUCAUUGGUCAAUACAACAGAUAUAGAACUCAAUGUAACAACCCCAGCAGUCAAUAUAACAGCUACAGUACAAAAUUUGACACAUUUACCAGUCAGUACAACAGCCACACCACUCAACCUAACUGUCACAAGAAUAAUUUCAACAACCCCUAUAGUCAGUACAACAGCCAAAUCAAUUGACACAUCUGCUACAACAGUCACAACACAUAAUAAAACUACAAUAACUCUCAAUACACCACUUAAUACAACAGGUAAGCCACUCUUUACAACAUCCAUACCACCUUCUAAAGUGGUAACAGAAACACUACCCAAUACAACAGCACAGAUACAUGAAACUUUUACUACAACAGUUAGACCAUUAAAUGCAACAGCCACACCUCACUUUACUACUGCCGUGCCACUCAUCUCAACUACACUACAUCAUACAACAGUCACGCCAUUCAAUACAACAGUGACAGAUCUAAACUCAACUUUUACAUCUGAAACUGUGAAAAAUGUGACACAGUCUAACACAAGUAGUUCACAAAUCUCUGGUGCCGAGACCACCAACGUUACGACCUUUCUGCCAAAUACAACACUGCUUAACCUGACAGCACCAUUACAUCUAAAUGCAACAACACCCCAAUUAAACAUUACCCAACACACCAACACAUUCACAGCACAUUUGAACACUACUGGGCAAGACAACGCAACAAUUUUUAACACUACAUUUCUCACUCACAAUGUAACAACUCUCACAGACAACAGGACAGAUGUGACAGAGGUUAAUGGAACCCUUAAAAGUACUACAAACCACAAAAACACAACAUAUUUAAAUGUGAGCUCUUCUGUCUUAAAUACCACAACACAAUACCCACAUGAUACACAAUAUAACACAACCACUCCAUUUGAAAAUGCAACAGACUCAAAUAAUACAAGCUUAGCCCACACUACUGAAUCACCAAGUAAUGUAAAUGAAUCAAACACAACUCAGCCUCUUAACAGUACAUCUGAAUUCAAUACAACAACCAUUCUUUAUUACACAACACAACCUCUGAAUGAUUCUACAGUGGGGGAGACCACAUAUGCUGCAACUGAUACUACUAUAGAUACACCAGAAUUCAAUACUACAAUGUAUUCAUUUAACUUCACAGCUAUUAAUACGACCGAUGUUGCUUAUUCCAACACAACAGACUUCCUGUUCAAUACAACGCAGUCAAAUACAACGGCCAUUACAAUCAACAUAACCUGGUUUAACACAACAGAUGUGCCACUGAAUGAAACCAAUUUCAAUGAGACUGAUGGCAGACAUAGCAUCAACUCAACAGAGACCCUAAUAGCACAUUGGAAUUUAGUACAACUGUAAGCUACAGUUAAUACAACAGAGUUUGAUAUCACAAAUACAACACUGAUACAUACUACAACCUUUCCACCAACUGAAAAUAUUACCAGUGGGCUAACUGACUCCACUUUAGAGCCUGUAACAACAGAUAGUUACCUUAACACAACACAGUCAAAUGACACACAAGAAAAUGUCUUUACUGAAAAUAUAAUCCCUAACACAACUACAACAACCAAUCCAAUUAACAUAACAAAUAACAUACCAACAAAUACUACCGUUUUUAGUAUUGUCACAAAUAGCAGUACAGCUCCCACAAAUGCUCCAUCAGCGAUACAUCCAAGCUCUCCUCAGAACAGCUCUGCUUCCGCAACAGAUGCUCCAAUUAUUGCUCAAACUCCAAUGACUAGCACAGUCAACACAACAACAGUCACUACGAGGCCUGCCGUUCCAGCUGUGCCAAUAAUACCAGCCACUACAAUUGCAACUACUACAGAAGCAACAACUAAAAGCCCAGAUGCAGUGGCUAACGAGCUUUUGAACCAAACACAGAAUUUGGCAUCUUUAAACUCAACUGAAGUCAAUAAGCUGAUCAACCUGUUAGAAAGUCUCAUCUCUGCACCCAAUAUUAGUCUGGAUCUAGGUCGGACUGUGUUGUCUGUCAUCAACAACUUUCUAAACAGCUCUUCAGAUACUGUGGCUGCCUCCUCAAAUCGGUUAAUAAAAGCUGUGGAUAAUGUGGGUAUGAAACUUGUGAUUCAGGACCAGACUGAAAACAUCGUAUUUAAUUCACUCGCUUUGACUGUGACCAAAGUUGAUGGGACCAACUUUGGGAAAACAUCAUUUACAAUUGCAGAUCCCUUAAACCCACAGGUCACCAAAGGGCUUCAAAGACAAGUCAGGGCAGUGGAUAGUUCCUCCCCCCUGGCCAAAAUAACACUACCUGCGUCUCUGACAGAAAACCUUUCUCCAGAAGAAAAGAAGAUGGCCUCUAGAGUCCAGUUCACCUUCUUUCAGAAAAGCACAUUUUUUCAGGACAAAACCCUGAGUCCAGAUAAGCUGAACAGCCACAUUCUGGGCUCUAGUGUGGCUAACCUGUCAAUCAAAAACCUGAGGGAGAAUGUUACAUUUACUCUGAAGAAUAAACAGCCCAUUGCGGGGAACUAUGUGGCUUCCUGUGUUUUCUGGGACUUUGACCAAAACGGAGGUUUAGGUGGCUGGAAUCGCAACGGCUGCUCUGUCAAUAAUAGCAGCAAUGAGAACGAAACUGUCUGCAACUGCAAUCACCUGACAAGCUUUGCUGUACUACUGGACAUAAGCCGACAAGGCAUAGUUGAAAAGAUGCAGGCAAUUAUCCUUACCUUCAUCACUUAUAUCGGAUGUGGGGUAUCCGCCAUCUUCCUCUCGGUUACUCUGAUCACAUACAUCGCGUUUGACAAACUCCGUCGUGACAUCCCUUCAAAGAUCUUGAUCCAUUUGUGUUUCGGCCUGCUUUUGCUGAACCUGGUGUUCUUGUUGGAUGCUUGGCUUGCGCUCUACAAAGAUGCUGUAGGCCUGUGCAUUUCCACAGCCUUCUUCCUGCACUAUUUCCUGUUGGUCUCCUUCACGUGGAUGGGACUGGAGGCUCUGCAUAUGUACCUGGCCAUUGUCAAAGUCUUCAACAACUUCAUGUCCAGAUACAUGCUAAAAUUUUCCCUGGCAGGCUGGGGAAUCCCUUUGGUUGUCGUCAUUAUUGUGAUUGCGAUAAACAAGGAUAACUAUGGCCUCAUAAGCUAUGGGAACUUUUCUGACGGAACUACAGAUGAAUUUUGUUGGCUGAAAAAUAACGUAGCGUUCUAUGUGGCUGUUGUGGCGUACUUCUGCCUUAUAUUUGUGUUGAACCUGGCCAUGUUUGUGGUGGUGAUGAUCCAUCUGAGACGAAUCAAGCGCAGAAACCCUCACAAUAAUCAGUAUCGCAGUGGCUUGCAUGAUCUUCGUAGCAUCGCAGGACUUACUUUCCUGCUCGGGCUUACAUGGGGCUUUGCCUUCUUCGCCUGGGGACCCGUCAAUUUAGCCUUUAUGUACCUGUUUGCCAUCUUUAAUUCCCUACAGGGCUUUUUUAUUUUUGUUUUCCACUGUGCUCUGAAGGAAAAUGUUCGUAAACAGUGGAGAAUGUACCUCUGUUGUGGCAGUUUACGAUUGGCUGAAAAUUCAGAGUGGAGUCGGACAGCCACACAGAGCAACCACACUAAAAAGACUUCGAUCAUGACGGCAGAUUCAGGGUCCCACAGUGCACCGCGAAGCUCAGUGAGCAGCGAUGACUCCCAAGAGCCUUCCCAAGGCAUCGGCUCACCGGUGGAUGACAGUGUGAUCAUGUCAGGGGAAGCGAAUGAUGACGUGAUCUUCAAUGAGAUGAACAGUCAAAUCCGUUCACGACUCAGAUCUGAAUAAUUUUUAGAAGAGAAUUAUAAAAGCAGACACUAAAAUAGGUGAAGAAACAGAUGAUUCAAUAUUCUGUUUCUGUCAGGCCUGAAAAAAAUGUAUUACCAAGAUGAGAAUCUAAUGACUCAGCUCAAAAUGUCUUUUGUCAUCAGUUUGUCGUAAUGAAUAUUACAUGCAGUAAAGCUUUCAGGAUUUUGGUUUAUAGCCAGACAUUUUGUUAUUUGUUAUUGAACUGGACGGCUCACAGCUAAGUAAUAAAUAGCAAGAGCAUGUACGUAUGGGAGUCAAUGAGUAAAAAUGUCUCUAUGUAUAUCACUAGAGGAUUGAGGUAUAUUACUUUUGGGGUUUUAAACUCCUAUAUAUUUUCAGCAAACAGUAUUAAACAGCUCUUCUGCAAAAAAAGUAAACAAAGCUCAGAUGAUGCAAGGGCAGAUGAUGCAUUUUUAUAACUGAUGAAGGACUACAUUUAAAACGAAGGGGAAAAAUUGGUCUUAAAAACCAUAUAUAUCUGCCAGACGUGUUGUAGGAAGACUGAGAUAUGCUUCCCAUAUAGUUUUUUAUUAGUUUUUCCACAUUUUAUAGUAACUCUCAGUUUUGUAGUUUUCACAUAAGGAGAAAAUAUGCAAUUAAUGUGCUAUGUAUCAAAAAAUGUGUUACAUGUAAUCAGAUUUGCUUUCUGUGUACUGUGUAAAACAGUAUUUGUCUGAAAUUGUUUUCGAGUAGUAUAAGGGUUUUGUUUAUCCAAAAAGAAAAAAAAAAAAAAAAAAAAAAAUCAUAAAAAGUAUGAUUUUUCAUGUUUUGAUAUGUAUUUUUGAACAAGUAUGUAGUGUUAUGAAUUUAUAAUAAUUUCAUAUUUGUACAUUAUAGGCAGAGUUAGGAAUCUGAGAUUCUAACAUAAUA